Molecule: messenger RNA, 1178 nt
Organism: Coffea eugenioides
Lineage: Eukaryota; Viridiplantae; Streptophyta; Magnoliopsida; Gentianales; Rubiaceae
Product: probable CCR4-associated factor 1 homolog 9
Exons: 1
Coding region: 163-1044 (293 amino acids)
Cellular component (GO): CCR4-NOT complex; CCR4-NOT core complex; P-body
Molecular function (GO): nucleic acid binding; poly(A)-specific ribonuclease activity
Source: RefSeq, a predicted model, not a curated record
ACAUCGCUUUCCGCGCUGCUUCUAUUGCUACUUGUACAAAGCCCUAACUUCACCAGCCUAUCACCAUCAUAACCCCCAGAAAUUAAUAAACAAAUAGUAAAAAAAUUUUAAAAAGUAAGGUGGGGAAAAAAAUCGCCGCGAUCUGGAGCCGUCAGAUCCUACAUGUCCCCUCGCUUCUCUCUACUAUCGUCGCCGUCCACCACCACCACUACCCCGGCGGCCGACGGCGUUCUCAAUAGACAGAUCUUGAUCCGUUCUGUCUGGUCCAGCAACUUAGAGUCCGAAUUUUCUUUGAUCCGCCACGCCAUCGACCGUUACCCGUAUGUCUCCAUGGACACCGAGUUUCCCGGCGUUGUCUUCCGCCAAGAUUUCCGCCACGGCAGCCUUACCGAUCACUACAAAACUCUCAAGUCCAACGUCGACGCCCUCAAGCUCAUCCAGGUCGGCAUCACACUCUCCGACUCUCAUGGAAACUUCCCCGACCUCGGCUCCCCAGAUAACUACUACAUCUGGGAGUUUAACUUCUCCGACUUCGACGUCACCCGCGACGAGCACGCUCCCGGUUCUAUCGAUCUCUUGCGUCACCAGGGCAUCAAUUUCGAGAAGACUCGUAUGUACGGAGUCGAAGCUUCCCGUUUCGCUGAGCUCAUGAUGUCCUCCGGACUCGUCUGCAACGACGACGUCUCCUACGUCACUUUUCACAGUGCCUACGAUUUCGGCUACUUGAUCAAGGCCUUGACGGGUCGCGUUCUGCCGGCGGAAUUGGGGGAGUUUAUGGAAUUACUGAGGGUGUUCUUUGGGAAGAGGGUUUAUGAUGUGAAGCACUUGAUGAAGUUCUGUAAGAGCCUCCAUGGCGGGCUGGACCGAGUGGCGAGCACCCUUGAGGUGUCCAGGGCCGCUGGCAAGUGUCAUCAGGCAGGUUCUGAUAGCCUGCUUACGUGGCACGCAUUUCAAAGAAUCAGGGAGGUCUACUUCAACGGGGAUGAGGGGCUGCCGGAAAAGUACGCUGGUGUUCUGUAUGGGUUAGAGGUCAUCUCUGCUUGAAUAUUUCUUUUAUAUUCUCUCUUAGGCAAUGGUACCUCGUGUUGAUGUAGACUGCUCUUCGAAUUUCUUCUUGUCAAGUUGUACAAUCCUUUGGCAUUAUAUCAGUAGUAAUUUCAGUUCAUUUGUUUCCUUUA